Molecule: messenger RNA, 1841 nt
Organism: Haplochromis burtoni (Burton's mouthbrooder)
Lineage: Eukaryota; Metazoa; Chordata; Actinopteri; Cichliformes; Cichlidae
Gene: rab32b
Product: RAB32b, member RAS oncogene family
Exons: 3
Coding region: 26-682 (218 amino acids)
Biological process (GO): phagosome-lysosome fusion; endosome to lysosome transport
Cellular component (GO): phagocytic vesicle; trans-Golgi network; Golgi apparatus
Molecular function (GO): GTPase activity; GTP binding
Source: RefSeq, a predicted model, not a curated record
UGCCUGUCAGCUCGUGGACCGCAGCAUGGGAAGGAUUUCGGUGACAUUAUCUACAGAGAAGCUUUUUAAAGUUUUAGUCAUUGGGGAUCUGGGGGUUGGGAAAAGCAGCAUUGUCAUGCGUUAUGUUAAUAAACGCUUUGAUGAAACAUACAAAGCAUCCAUUGGAGUUGACUUUGCCCUAAAGACAAUUGAAUGGGAUCCCAAGACAGUGGUGAGACUACAGCUUUGGGAUAUUGGAGGCCAAGAGAGGUUUAAGAACAUGUCCCGAGUGUACUACAAAGAGGCGAUGGGAGCAGUAGUGGUCUUUGACAUUACAAACAGCUGCACCCUGGAGGCUGCCUCUGAGUGGAAGCAAGACCUGGAUACCAAAGUGCGUCUUGACAGUGGCCAACCGAUCCCUGCUGUCCUGCUGGCCAACAAAUGCGACCUGACGGGGAGGGAUGGAGCCUUGGUGUCCUCUCUGGACAGCUUUUGUAAAGACAACAGCUUCCUGGGCUGGUUUGAGACUUCUGCUAAGGAAGAUAUAAAUAUUGAAGAGGCAGGUGCCUUCCUUGUCAAACAAAUAAUGCUGUGUGACACCAGCCUGUCCGUUGAAGAGCACCACUGGGAUAGGAUCAAAGUGAACCAGACUCCCACGGAGAGUCAGAGUCAGUCACUGUGCUGCGGGAGAUCACUGUUCUGAGACAAAGAGCCAAACGAAAGCUACUGCUGGUUAAACAGAACCUGACCUGUUUGUGGUGCUGGGACAUGAAUCCACAGCCGCCUCAGUGAAGCUAUGACAGAAAGCCACCAAGCUUCAGUAGCUUUAUAUUCAUAUUUCUGCUUUGCUGAUUUUUCUCAAUAAUCUAUGGACUGUGUGGGCUGCCUCAUAAACACCUCUGUGGAGACAAUGAGCUCAUUCCUCUGAUAAACCACUGAUCCAGUCAGGAUAAUAAACAGAUCAGCAUGAUACACAUCCUGCUGGGAAAAGCCUGUGACACUCACUGCACAACCAAGACGUGCUAGUGAAUGACCCACUAUGAUGAGGAGCCACAAGCUAUCUAACGUUUAUUCCCAUGCAGAAAAACAGCGAAAAUGUAUAUUUCAUCAAAUAGUCCUCAUCAAAUGACACUUUAUUUGAUUGCAGCUUCCACUGUGCCUUCGUCUGUUAUGCAACCCAUGCAUAUAAUUAUCUCUUAAUCACUUUUGCAGUAAGAUGAGCUAAGACCCAUGCACAAGCAAGGCAUCUCAGAUUGAUAUGGCCAAAAGCAGAGAAAAGCUAUCAGCAUGACCUGAUUUUGGUGGAGAAAAGAGAUUUGUGAAAAUGCCCAGAAAGUACACAGUGUCCUAUACUGGGAGCAGAGCAUUUAGCAUCUAUCUAACAAAUAUCAGAAGAGUGAGUGUAUGUGACUGUAUGUGUCAAUGAAGUAAAAUAUCAGCCACUAAAUUCUGGCUGAGAUUGAAAUAAAACCAUUUGGAAGUAAAUGACAAGCUCAUCCAUUCAUCGCACACCCUCGACAGGUUACCAGGCUUAUAAGUUCAUUAUUUCGUUAGUUUAGUUAUUGCUACACUGCCUAAAGUAACUGGAUAAUUCUACGUUGAUCAACUUAACAAAUAUAUUUCUUGCCUCUUUUUCAUGGACAGUUUGUUCAUUUAAAUCAUGUCACCAUGACCUUUUUAAAGGCUUGUAAAUUUUAUGCUUUAAUCAGUUACAAGGUGUUUUAACAGAAUACGUUUGAAAUAAUAACUUUUAAUUGAGUGGUUUGUUUUAAUGCUAUUAAUGUGAAAUUAAAGUGCCUUCAAAGUCGGACAUUUAAACCAGUGCAAUGUACGAUACCUUGUCUUGCUCAUUGACAUGUUUU